This is a messenger RNA of Suillus paluster, 418 nucleotides long. RefSeq lists its product as uncharacterized. The record is from RefSeq and is a predicted model, not a curated record. The transcript is spliced from 6 exons. NCBI's taxonomy places the organism in Eukaryota, Fungi, Basidiomycota, Agaricomycetes, Boletales, Suillaceae. The coding region runs from base 17 to 256 and encodes 79 amino acids.
UCUCUGGGCGUAUUCGAUGUCCCAUUCUCCAAGGUGUCUUCUGAUCAUCUUCGUUAGCUGUGUCGUGACUGACGACUCCACUGGAGUCAACCUCUGCCCGUUAGUUGGGUUAUGUUAUACGCCUCUGCAAUGUCCGAUGUUGACUGGGCAUAAUCCUCGACUUCGCAAGGACGUACUCUUUCUCGUUCUGCUCGGUAGUAGAACAAGGCCGUAUUUCCACCAGAUGACAGCUCUGCGACCUUCUUGGGGCGCGUAACGAACUCACAUGCCGCAAGAUGGUCUCGUCGACAAUCGAAAACUCAAGAAGGUCUCAUUAACAAUCAAAAUAUCAAUGUUUCGUGCCACCGUAUAAUCCAGACGGGACAAAAACAAUGCAGACAAGACGGCGAUCAGGGUGGAGGAAAGAGUGGAAUACUAG